This is a messenger RNA of Carlito syrichta (Philippine tarsier), 4623 nucleotides long. RefSeq names its product neuronal growth regulator 1 (gene NEGR1). Lineage: Eukaryota; Metazoa; Chordata; Mammalia; Primates; Tarsiidae. The coding region runs from base 79 to 990 and encodes 303 amino acids. The record is from RefSeq and is a predicted model, not a curated record. Gene Ontology annotation, cellular component: neuron projection. The transcript is spliced from 7 exons.
GUGGAGCCGGCGUGGCUCGCCUGACUUCCUGGGCCCGCAUCCGUGCUGUCAGAGCUUGGCCACUCACCCGCCGUCCGGAUGGCAACACAGAGAGGCAGGAGGUGUUAUUUGGAAGAUGGAGCUUCAAAGGGUGCCUGGCUGAACCGGUCAAGUAUUAUUUUUGCGGGAGGUGAUAAGUGGUCAGUGGAUCCUCGCGUUUCCAUUUCAACAUUGAAUAAAAGGGACUACAGCCUCCAGAUACAGAAUGUGGACGUGACAGAUGACGGCCCAUACACGUGUUCUGUUCAGACUCAGCACACGCCGAGAACAAUGCAGGUGCAUCUCACUGUGCAAGUUCCUCCGAAGAUCUAUGACAUCUCAAACGACAUGACCAUCAACGAGGGGACCAACGUCACCCUUACCUGCCUGGCCACCGGGAAGCCAGAGCCUUCCAUCUCCUGGCGACACAUCUCCCCAUCAGCAAAACCGUUUGAAAAUGGACAAUAUUUGGACAUUUAUGGAAUUACAAGAGACCAGGCUGGGGAAUACGAAUGCAGUGCGGAAAACGACGUGUCCUUCCCAGAUGUGAAGAAAGUAAAAGUUGUCGUAAACUUUGCUCCCACGAUUCAGGAAAUUAAAUCUGGCACGGUGACGCCGGGACGCAGCGGACUGAUCAGAUGCGAAGGUGCAGGUGUCCCGCCUCCGGCCUUUGAAUGGUACAAAGGAGACAAGAAGCUCUUCAAUGGCCAACAAGGAAUCGUCAUCCAGAACUUCAGCACGAGAUCCAUUCUCACUGUCACCAACGUGACAAAGGAGCACUUUGGCAACUAUACCUGCGUGGCUGCCAACAAGCUGGGCACGACCAAUGCGAGCCUGCCUCUUAACCCUCCAAGUACAGCCCAGUAUGGAGUUACCGGGAGCGCGGAUGUGCUUUUCUCCUGCUGGGACCUUGUGUUGAUACUGUCCUCUUUCACCAGCAUAUUCUACCUGAAGAAUGCCAGUCUACAAUAAAUUUAAAGACCCAUAAAAGGCCUUUAAGGAUUCUCUGCAAGUGCUGAUGGCUGGAUCCAAUCUGGUACAGUUUGUUAAAAGCAGCGUGGGAUAUGAUCAGCCGUGCUUACAUGGGGAUGAUCGCCUUCUGUAGAAUUGCUCAUUAUGUAAAUACUUUAAUUCGACUCUUUUUUGAUUAGCUACAUUACCUUGUGAAGCAGUACACAUUGUCCUUUUUUUAAGACGUGAAAGCUCUGAAAUUACUUUUAGAGGAUAUUAAUUGUGAUUUCAUGUUUGUAAUCUACAACUUUUCAAAAGCAUUCAGUCAUGGUCUGCUAGGUUGCAGGCUGUAGUUUACAAAAACGAAUAUUGCAGUGAACACGUGAUUCUUUAAGGCUGCAAUACAAGCAUUCAGUUCCCUGUUUCAAUAGGACUCAAUCCACACUGACAAAGAUGCAUUUUUUUCUUUUUUGAUAAAAAAGCAAAUAAUAUUGCCUUCAGAUCAUUUCUUCAAAAUAUAACACUUAUCUAGAUUUUUCUGCUCGCAUGAUAUUCAGGUUUCAGGAAUGAGCCUUGUAAUUUAACUGGCUGUGCAGCUCUGCUUCUCUUUCCUGUAAGUCCAGCAUGGGUGUGCCUUCAUAAAGUAACAUUUUUCUCUUUGUCUCCAACUAGUAUCAAACGUUGUGCAAAAUCUUAAUAUUUGAGAGCAAAGACUAUAUCGCAAUGAUCUCGUCAAACUAUACCCUGUCUCUAAAGAAUGAAGGAGCCAGGAGACUGUAAAAAAAAAAACAUCUUCCUUCAUUCCCAACAAGGUUUGAGAAUUUGGCCCCACAAUCCCGCAGUCUUUGUGAUGAGAAAUGAUUUAAUUACGUAGCACAGGAAACAUACCAUGUGAUUUGCAUAGUUCUCACCAAAUGUUACAUCCACUGUGGGAAAUCAUCCCCUUUAAGAUGACAGCACCGUCCACUCGAGGGCUGACCUGGCAAUACAGCAUCUUUUCUUUUCACUAUUGGAAGCCAAAAUUGUUGAGACAGUUUGUCAGAAAGGACACACAGUCCAGUCACCUACAUUCCACGAGUUGGUAAGAGCUCAUAAUUCGUUGGGUUUCAUCAUGAGUGAGUAUGAGGGAGACAGUGCUUCCAUAGGCAGGAGCAGUGUGCGUGUUUUCCACCCGCGAAUAUCACUCAGUUGGUAGUCUGGAGCACGUUAGGCUAAAAAACUCCAAAAUAUGUCAUAUCAAGCAUUCUAUAUUGGUAUGUAGCAGAUCAAUCCCUGAAAUGCCAAAUUCUUCCAUAAAAUAUGUCUCUCUAGCCAUUUUAGUGCAAACAAGUGAAGCCAAAAACAAUUUGCUAUGCUUUAUUUUUUCUUACACGAUAUAUGUAAGAGGUGAUCAAAUAAAGACAUCAGUGAUGAGAAUAUCUUAAGAUACAUUAGUUAUUAAAUUCUUGUGAAUGUUAAAUUAUUUCUAUUAUUAAAAAAUUACAUGUUUGAAGGAAAAUGCUGUUGCUCUAAGUAUUACAUUACAGGAAUAGUUUGAUGAUUUUACUCUUUACUAAAGAAAGACCUUAACCUUGAAAGCUAUUUUUCAGGUUUGAUGAAGUUACCAAUUUCAGUACACCUAGAUUUCUGCAAAUAGUCCCCGUUGGCAAGUCAUAACAACUACAAAGAUCCUACAAGUGAAAUUAGAGAUAAAAUGUUUUACAGUGGCUUACAUAUUGAAAAGAACUAAUAUGUUACCCUAGAUGGGGUGGCUUGAAAACUGCAAUUUUUUUCGAGUAAAAUGCACUUCCAAAUUAUACCAUAAAUCCGUUUUAAUUAGAAAAAUGAAUCUUAAGUAAGGGGGCAUAAAUAUACAAACUUUCCACAAAAAUGACAAUAAUAUGGCAUAAUGCUAUUAAGUUUACCAACUGUGAUAAAUUUAUGACACAUUUUGACUGAGCUAUUAAAAAUAGGUUUUUUAAAAACCAAUAUGACAUUUAACUUUAUUAUUUAUUUGCAUUAAAAAAUUAUUUGUGGAAUUAGUUAAUAAACUAUAAAGUAUUACUUUGUAUUGCAGCUUUAAAGUGGCACACUCCAUAUUAAUCUACUUACUAGAAAUAGUGGUGCUACCACAAAAGCGUUAACCAUCAGUACCAUUGUUUGGGAGAAAGAAACAGAUCAAGAAUGCAUACUAUACAGUGACCGCUUUCCUAGAGUUAAAAAUACCUCCUCGUUGUAAGGUCUGUAGGGUAAAUGUGAGGUAAAUUGAGGUAUAAACUAUGGAUGAACCAAAUAAUUAGUUCAAAGUGUUGUCAUGAUUCCGAACUUGUGGAGUCUGGUGUUUCCCCAUAGAAUGUGACAGAGGUACAGUCAUAGCCCAGUAGCUCUAUGUAUUUGCCUUUAUGUUAGAAGAGACUUUCUUGAGUGACAUUUUUAAAUAGAGGAGGUAUUCGCUAUGUUUUUCUGUAUCACAGCAGCAUUCCUAGUCCUUAGGCCCCUGGACAGAGUGAAAUCAUGAGUAUUUAUGAGUUCAAUAUUGUCAAAUAAGGCUACAGUAUUUGCUUUUUUGUGUGAAUGUAUUGCAUAUAAUGUUCAAGUAGAUAAUUUUACAUUUAUGGACAUAUAAAGUGUCUGAUUACUCCAUUUUAUCGGUCCUGACUGUACAAGAUUGUUACAAUUUCAGAAUAGCAGUUUUAUAAAGUUGAUUUAUCUUUUAAUCUAUAACAAUUCUUUAGCUCUUCAUUUCAGCAUUAUAUUGGCCACAAUUUCCAUUUGUGGGACUUCUUUUGGUUUCCCCUAAUUACCUUCAAAGAACAGUAAAGGGAAGUUGCAAAGGAGAGUAGAGAGAAAAGGAAGGAGAAAGAGAGGGGGGAAGGGAGAGAGAGAAGAGAAGGCUGAGAGGGGGGGAAGCCUCAGAAGAUUAGGGUAGUUGACUUAUUCAUCUGCAUUCUUAAUUUAACUGCACGUGGUGUGAUCAUAUUUCACAUGAUCUCAUUCGAAACACAAGUCCUGUUACACCAUUAAGUUCUUCUUAGGCAGCAAUGAUGUAAUGAAAAGUACAGCCCAAGUUACAGUAUUGUGCUUUUUUGAGACACUAAGAGAUUGGAGAGAAUUUCAAAUUUAAAGCCACUUUUGGGGGGGGGGGUUCUAACAACUGAAAAAUCAAUGCUUCAUCAUAACAUUUAAACUAUAUCUAGAAAGUAGACUGGAGAACUGAGAAAAUUACCCAGAUAAUUCAGGGCAAAAAAAAUAUAAGCAUAAAUACCCCUAUGUAUGAAGUCAGAAAACUCUGAGAAACUGAAUUAUCAAAGCCGAUCAUCCAUAUUGAUAAAAUUUACUGAAUAACUGUUAAUUUAUCCAUUGUGCUUAGCUUUGUGACACAGCCAAAAGUUACCUAUUUAAUCUUUUCAAUAAAAAUUGUUUUUUGAAAUCCAGAAAUGAUUUAAAAAGAGGUCAGGUUUUUAACUAUUUAUUGAAGUAUGUGGAUGUACAGUAUUUCAAUAGAUAUGAAUAUGAAUAAAUGGUAUGCCUUAAGAUUCUUUGAAUAUGUAUUUACUUUAAAGACUGGAGAAGGUCUUCCUGUCUUUUAGUAAAACGUCCAUAUUUCAUAACCUGAUGUAAAAUAUGUUGUACUGUUUCCAAUAGGUGAAUAUAAACUCAGUUUAUCAAUUAAAA